AUGUCGAAGAAGUCGGAGGUCUCGGAGAAAUCGGAGGAGUCUCCGUCGCCGUCGCCGCCGUCGCCGCCGUCGUCCCGGCGGCGGUACUACUGGCUGCUGGUGCGGGCGGACAGCUCUGGGGCGGCGCUGGACGACGUGACCCCCCUGGUUGACGCCAGGGGGGACGACCGUUUCGUAACGGUUACGCUGACGGACGCCGGCGAAAAGUACGCGCUGCUGGUGCAGCAGGUCGAGGGGGACGGGGGGACGGUGGUCGCCGAGCAGCGAGUCACGAUCGCGUGCAAGUACGUUCGCCGGGAGCUGAGGGGCCUGACGAUGGCGGAUCGAACCGGGUUCUUCGCGGCGAUGCGGGAGUUGUACACGGUCUCGCUGGAGGAGGGGAGGGCGUUGUACGGGGAUGGGUUCUACGACGCCAAGCAUAUGGCCGCGUACCACAACACGAGGGACUACUGCUUCCACAACGGGAUGCACUUCCUGAACGCUCACGCCGCCUUCGACCUUUGGAUCGAGAGCAACCUCCAGAAGAUCAACCCAAAGGUGUCGCUCCCCCAGUGGGACUACAUGCUGGACGCCGCACACCUCGGGACCGGGUGGGGGGACAGCGAAAUCUUCGGCCCGGAUAUGUUCGGAUCGGCGUUGGGAUCUCCGGAGAACCAGUUCCAGAUCUCCGACGGCUGGUUCUCCAACAUCUCGUCCGUGUACGACCCGGCCGGUGACCUGCUGAGCGCAGACGCGGACAUCAGCACGAAUCAUAACCCUUACGGCUUCGUCGGCAGCACGUACAACUACCAGGCGCUCCCAGGCGUUUUGCGCACGAGCUCGUACUGCGGGAUGCAGGGCGUUUCCGAGUUCAGCAAGUGCGAAGUCUUCGUGGGCUGUUUCGAGGACAACGACAGCUUGUACGACUGGGCCGUCUGCAUGGAGCAUUCGGUGCACGCCUCGAUGCAUGGCAUGAUCGGUGGCGGCUUCGACUGCAACGUCAACAUGGCCGAGUUUCAGGAGGACAACCCGCAGUUCAGCCCAGAGCUGUUGACGUUCACUCUGCAGUUCCUGUUGGCCAACAAGUGGCCGUCGAACAGCUUGAUGGAGGACUUCAACUACUGCGACGAGGAUUGCGAUGUCGGUCAGACCGACCCGUGCGGGUGCACCUGCAUCACCGACCCUUUCGAGUGGACCGACGAUGCGAUAUAUGACUUCAUGGAAGGUGCGAUGGAAACAUUGCAACAGAGAGCACAUGGAGAUGAGUUCAUCGACGAGGACAGCAGCGCCAGACAUCCUCUCGGCUUCGCACAGGAAGGGAAACGGUUGGAUGAGGAGUCGACCAUGCUCCUGAUGCGCCAACUGAUGGUUAUCGGGUGCGAGCCCGGCAAGGUGGGAGCGAUGAGCACCGGAGCCGCGCCUCUGGACCCGAUAUUCUGGGCGCUACACGCAGGCUUCGACAAGGCGCAGCACAUCCUGCAGCUCUCACCGGGGUACAGAGAUACGUACGACUUCGCGUGGGUGGACAGCGAGAGCUGCGACGACAUGUCGGGCGGCAAGCUCGACGACUUGUACCCUUGGACAGAACGGAUGCUGGGCCUGGGCGACGGCACGGAGUUGCUGACGAACGCCGACCUGGUGGAACUCCUCCACCCGUCCAACCCUCAGCUGCCGUACGUGUACGAGGGGUUCAACAAGUGGGGCACUUGCACGGACUGGGACCCGUGUCCGGAGUGCGGCGACGGUUCUCCGGCUAGAUAGCGCCAUGAGUUCACGUGACACCGCUGUGCGUGUAUUUUUACGAAACAGCGGUAGCUGUAGGUUUUGUGGCGCGUAGGCAAGGGCACAUGCAGUUUUCUGAUUGGUCGGCAGACCCCGGGAGUUGGGGGUGGUGGCACGAGUCUUUUUGUGGCCAGCGCUGUCCUUGCGAGUCCCAAGCUUAGUGGUGGCUCUGCAGAUGAGUAUGCCCGCGGGAAGCGAA
This is a messenger RNA of Ectocarpus siliculosus, 1960 nucleotides long. The record is from the annotation of a GenBank genome assembly. Lineage: Eukaryota; Phaeophyceae; Ectocarpales; Ectocarpaceae.